This is a messenger RNA of Dipodomys spectabilis (banner-tailed kangaroo rat), 3589 nucleotides long. It is a transcript of the gene Add1, whose product is annotated as adducin 1. NCBI's taxonomy places the organism in Eukaryota, Metazoa, Chordata, Mammalia, Rodentia, Heteromyidae. The record is from RefSeq and is a predicted model, not a curated record. Gene Ontology annotation, biological process: positive regulation of adherens junction organization; positive regulation of establishment of endothelial barrier; barbed-end actin filament capping. Gene Ontology annotation, molecular function: actin filament binding. Bases 111 to 2381 code for a protein of 756 amino acids. Gene Ontology annotation, cellular component: plasma membrane; cytoskeleton; postsynaptic density. The transcript is spliced from 16 exons.
GCCGAGCCCAGCCGCGAGGGAGCGAGCCGGGCGGCGGCGGCCGCACUCGGACCGGGGAGGCGCGCGAGCUGCCCUCGAUUCCGCGCUGAGGAGCCUAGAAAGUCUGUGCAAUGAAUGGUGAUACUCGGGCUGCAGUGGUGACCUCACCACCUCCAGCUACCGCCCCUCACAAGGAGAGGCACUUUGACAGAGUGGAUGAGAACAAUCCAGAGUACUUGCGGGAGAGGAACAUGGCACCAGACCUUCGCCAGGACUUCAAUAUGAUGGAGCAAAAGAAGAGGGUGUCCAUGAUUCUACAGAGUCCUGCUUUCUGUGAAGAACUGGAGUCGAUGAUACAAGAACAAUUUAAGAAGGGGAAGAACCCCACAGGUCUAUUGGCGUUACAGCAGAUUGCAGACUUCAUGACCACCAGUGUACCGAAUGUCUACCCAGCAGCCCCACAGGGAGGGAUGGCUGCCUUAAACAUGAGUCUUGGUAUGGUGACUCCUGUGAAUGACCUCAGAGGGUCUGACUCCAUCGCAUAUGACAAAGGAGAAAAAUUACUGCGGUGCAAGCUGGCAGCAUUUUAUAGACUGGCCGAUCUCUUCGGGUGGUCUCAGCUUAUCUACAAUCACAUCACAGCCAGAGUGAACACAGAGCAGGAACACUUCCUCAUUGUGCCUUUUGGGCUUCUCUACAGCGAAGUGGCGGCCUCCAGCUUGGUUAAGAUCAAUCUUCAAGGAGAUGUUGUGGAUCGUGGAAGCACUAACCUGGGCGUCAACCAGGCUGGCUUCACCUUGCAUUCUGCAAUCUAUGCAGCACGCCCAGACGUGAGGUGCAUCGUGCACAUUCACACACCGGCCGGGGCUGCGGUGUCCGCGAUGAAGUGUGGGCUCUUGCCCAUCUCCCCAGAGGCGCUCUCUCUUGGAGAAGUGGCUUAUCAUGACUACCACGGCAUUCUGGUAGAUGAGGAGGAAAAAGUCUUGAUUCAGAAAAAUCUCGGGCCUAAAAGCAAGGUUCUUAUUCUCCGGAAUCACGGGCUCGUGUCAGUUGGAGAGAGUGUCGAGGAGGCCUUCUAUUACAUCCAUAACCUCGUGGUCGCGUGUGAGAUCCAGGUUCGCACUCUGGCCAGUGCUGGAGGACCAGACAACUUGGUCUUGCUGGAUCCUGAGAAGUACAGGGCCAAGCCCCGUCCCCCAGAGUCUCCAGAAGGGGAUGGCACCAACUCAUCCCCCCGGUGGCUGAUUGGGGAGCAGGAAUUUGAAGCCCUCAUGCGGAUGCUUGACAAUCUGGGCUAUCGCACAGGCUACCCCUACCGGUACCCUGCUCUGAGAGAGAAGUCUAAAAAGCACAGUGAUGCCGAGGGCCCUGCCAGCGUCACAGGCUGCUCCGUCGCUAGUGACGGCGACUCGGGCACGUGCUCUCCUCUCAGACAGAGUUUUCAGAAGCAGCAGCGAGAGAAGACCCGAUGGCUGAACUCUGGCCGGGGUGAUGAAGCGUCUGAGGAAGGGCAGAGUGGAAGCAGCCCCAAGUCGAAGACUAAGUGGACUAAAGAGGAUGGACAUAGAACUUCCACCUCUGCCGUCCCUAACCUGUUUGUUCCAUUGAACACUAACCCAAAAGAGGUCCAGGAGAUGAGGAACAAGAUUCGAGAGCAGAACUUACAGGACAUUAAGACGGCUGGCCCUCAGUCCCAGGUUUUGUGUGGUGUGGUGAUGGACAGGAGCCUCGUCCAGGACGCACCCCUCUCUGACUGUACGGAAACUAUCGAAGGGCUCGAGCUCACAGAGCAGACCUUUAGUCCCGCUAGAUCUCUGUCUGUUAGAAAGGGGGAGCUGGUGACCGCCUCCAAAGCCAUCAUUGAGAAGGAGUACCAGCCUCAUGUCAUUGUGAGCACCGCGGGCCCCAACCCCUUCAACGCACUCACCGACCGUGAGCUGGAGGAGUACCGCCGCGAGGUGGAGCGCAAGCAGAAGGGCUCGGAGGAGAAUCUCAGUGAGACGAGAGAACAGAAAGACAAGAGUCUUCCAGACCAGCCCGCUGUCCCCCACACUCCCCCCAGCACCCCCGUGAAGCUUGAGGAAGAUCUCCCACAGGAGCCCGCCUGCGGGGACGACAGCGACACGGCCACCUUCAAGCCCACCCUCCCCGAUCUGUCCCCUGAUGAGCCUUCGGAAGCGCUGGGCUUCCCGGCAGCCGAGGAGGAAGCCCAGGGCCCCCCCACCCCCGCCCCCGCCGAGCCCAGCGCCGAGCCAGCCCCAGCCCCAGCCCCGGAGGCCGAGGAGGGGCCUGCGGCGGACCCGGGCAGCGACGGCUCCCCGGGCAAGUCCCCAUCCAAGAAGAAGAAGAAGUUCCGCACGCCUUCCUUCCUGAAGAAGAGCAAGAAGAAGGCCGACUGCUGAGGGGCCGCCCGCCGCCCGGCCCGGUCGCCUGGCUGCCUCUCCUGUCCCGUGCGAAGGCCAGGCCCCCUCCCCCACGCACCCACGCCUGACUCCCUGCUGUCGGCACGCGCCCGGCCCUGGCCUGCUCCUCUGCUCCUCCUGCACGCGGCCGGCCGUGCUGAAGCCUGGUCCUGGACCUGGUUCCGGCAGCGCCGCUGUGACCCCUCCUCGCUGUCGCUGUCGUGAAUGCCGUUCAUCUCCGCUUGGCUGUGUGUGGUGGCGGCACCAGCCGUGGCUUCUGCUCAGUGGUCUCCUGGGCCCCUACACCAAGUCCCAAUCCUGGGGUCACUCGUACCCACACAUGGCACGGGGCACCCCGCUGCCGUGAAGGGGUGGGUUCAGGACAGGAAGCCCCACAACACGUGGGCUGGCGUGGCCCACACGCUAUGCAUGGUCCUGCUGGUGACCCCACAACUCACACCGGACCCAGGAGCUCAGUCUGCCAGACCGGGGCCUCUGAAUCCGGGCAGGGCAGGGCAGGGCAGGGCAGGGCAGACCCUCACGUGACUCGGCAUGCUCGCCCGCCCGGUGAGCAUGUUACCCCUGUGCCUCAACAGGCCACGGUCGCGUUCUUCCCGCAGCCUGCGGCACAUGCAGCCCAAAAGGCUCUCCUAUUUGGAGAAGGGUUUGGCGCUCACCUGAAAUCUAGUCUCCCCUUCCCCGAGCCUAGAGGUACCCUGGUUUCAGUCAAAGGUGACUGGAAGGGGAAGCCAGCCCCACCCCGGGACCCCAUGCUUCUGCUGGGGACUGACGUCUCCUGGCGGUCCCCGGGACUCUCAUCCACUUGCAUUCAGGUUUGAAGCUGCUCGCCAGGGAAACCGGUUCAGAAGUGGGGGAACCUGAUGGGACCCCCACACCCCACUAGAGAGGCUCCCAUAGAGCUGAGUCUUGGGUACUGGCAUCCCACCGGCCAUGCCAGCAGGAAGGCCCCGGGCAGCCGCACAGCUGCGCUGCCAGGCGGAAUGAAGUUCUUCCUCCUGCAGGACUUCUCACCCCUCCCCUGCCCUCCCUCUACCCACAUAUGCAAUGACUUUGAUUUUCACUUUUGUAGUCUAAUUCUUUGUAUCACAACAGGGAGUUGCGUCCACGACACAGACUUGGGGACAGCUCCGCUCCUCCUCUCCUCUGUAACAUGUUUUACUCACAAAUAAAGAUCUUUAAGCAACUUC